UAUCUCUUGUACUCCGUACACUCCUUGGAACUUCCAUGAUCAACAGUUAUCUGCCUCUCGUUGGACUUUGUCUUGUACUGUCAAUGCCAUCAUAUCCCGAUGAUCAUUCAUAUAUACUCAAGCGUGGAGCAGUUGACUAUCUACCAACUUACCUACAUAUAAUCCACUACCUGGAUCGGCCGAGCUCGUGCUUUCUCUCUGAUCUUGAGGACCAAUUGUGUGAAACCUCCCUUGACUCUCCAGACAUCAUCUCUCCACAAUUAACUCCUUCUGUUUAUUCCUACCAGUACUUGAUCACAUCGAUCCCCUUUUAGAAGCUCUUUUUGAUUCGACUGCUGUCACGACCCGUGUCAGUCCGAUACUUUUACCGCCAUGGACACAUUACUGUAAGCUUUGUCUCAUCUGAACCCCCGCACUUCGUGCCUUACCAAUCCAUGAUGGAGCUGGCUGCUGCGUACUCGCCUAGGUCUAUGCGCCACAUACACUCAUGCGACCUGGAAUGAUUUCAAAGCAAACGUCAAGCAAACCUUGUCGCAG
Aspergillus saccharolyticus JOP 1030-1 is the source of this 537-nucleotide messenger RNA. RefSeq lists its product as uncharacterized. The coding region runs from base 36 to 314 and encodes 92 amino acids. The record is from RefSeq and is a predicted model, not a curated record. Lineage: Eukaryota; Fungi; Ascomycota; Eurotiomycetes; Eurotiales; Aspergillaceae. The transcript has a single exon.